This is a messenger RNA of Sclerotinia trifoliorum, 2804 nucleotides long. The record is from the annotation of a GenBank genome assembly. NCBI's taxonomy places the organism in Eukaryota, Fungi, Ascomycota, Leotiomycetes, Helotiales, Sclerotiniaceae.
UUAGCACCAAAAUUUCCACAAAUUAGAUACUCACCUGCGCAAGUACAGCAGGAACUAUCAAAUCGAAAUUACCGUACGGGAUGGCUGCCAGCAUAGAGGGCCACGGUCUGCCAAUGGUAGACGCUUUUGCGCAAUUAUUGUUGGAAAUGCUUCAGCAGGCUGAAUUGGUCAAAGAAGCACAUACGAUAGAGUCGCCAUUGACUAAGACCGAGCUUGCAAAUACAUACGAGCGCAUUGAUUCAAUAUUCAACGAAGCGGCAUCUAUAGAAUCUAAAAAGCGCAGUCAGUAUGCCAUCAUCGAAACCGCUGUUCGAGAUACUUUCAACAAUUUACUGGUAAGCCUUGCACCAGUACGACCGGUAGACAAACUCUGACUACCUACAGGCCUCUAUAUCUAUUGAAAGUUCUUCCUCUUCACGAUUAUGGAAUCUUCUCGACAUCAUCUCCCUCCUAUCUGACGACGAGCAAUGCGAACCUGCCCUUUUAUUUUGGCUUGUUGAAGAAUUGCUGGACAGUCAGACAAUUGCUGGAUGCCGGAAGAUAUUUGACUACCUCGAGUCACGACGUGAGAAGAUCACGGCAAAGCAUUUCAACCAAAAAAAUCUAGUAAUUUUGAGAAGCUGCAACGAGCUUCUGCGGCGACUUUCUAGGGCUGAGGACACUGCAUUUUGUGGUCGAGUUUUUAUUUUCAUGUUUCAGAGCUUUCCGCUUGGAGACAAGAGUUCUGUGAAUUUGCGCGGCGAAUUUCAUGUUGAAAAUGUCACAUCCUUCGAUGCCCUACCGCCAAAUCCAGUAGACACAGAAAAGAUGGAAGUGGAUUCGGAUAGCAACCUGAAAACAAUUCCACCAGACACCAAACCAACUUCAAAUGGACGAACGAGCACGGCGAAAGCGUCUGAAGACGGCAAUGGUUCUGGCAAGGAUGUAGCAACAUCAAAACGUGAACCGCCGAUGAAACCUGAUGAGUUAUACCCAAUCUUUUGGUCAUUACAGCAGAGCUUUAGCCAGCCGAAGAGGUUGUUUAAUGCCGAGAAUUUUGCUGAGUUUAAGAAGGGUCUGGAAGCUACAAUAGCUACAUUCAAGUCUGUACAGCAUGAAACUGUAGGGCGGCCGGCAGCGAGAGCGGCAGAGGAUAAUAAGAGAGGGACAAAAAGAAAGCGUAGUCAAGGAGACGAUGACCUAGCAAAUUCUUUCAACCCGAAGUAUCUCACAAGCAGAGACUUGUUUGAAUUAGAGGUAUGCCAUCUCCCAACACUUGCGAGAGUAUUCUAAAUUUAACCUGAAUCGUUAGAUUAGCGACUUAUCAUUUAGAAGGCAUAUACUCGUACAAAUCUUAAUAAUCAUGGAUUUCCUUCUUUCAUUAAGCACCAAAGCGAAAGAGAAGCUUUCAAAAGCUUUACCGGAGAAUAUUAAUAGAUCGGUCACGUAUGCCGAUCAGACACUUAGUGAGGAGGAUGUAAGUGACCUUUUUCCCCAAAUAAGCUAUUCUUGUGAAUACCAGCUGACAUUCCAUAGACAAAGUGGUCGUUAGAUACUAAAAAGACGAUUGCAGAAUAUUUGAAGAAAGGUGCGGAUGGCGCAUUCUUCUAUCGCAUGGUUGAGACGGUUCUUUCGAGAGACAAAAAUUGGGUUCGUUGGAAGGUUGAAAAUUGUCCUUCUAUUGCCAGACCAGCCGUUUCACCUGGGGACUAUGUAGAUGCUAAAGCAUCAGCUCGCAAAGCUACAACUAAUAAACGAUUACGUCCCAAUCCUUUGGGAUCGCUAGACCUCAAAUUCCUCGCGGAAACCGACGUCCAAAGUGGCUUAGAGAGGCUGAAGAAAUCAGAAAGAUAUCAAGUUCCUUCCAUCAAGAGUUUCAGAAAUAAAAUCAACCUAGAUGAUAUGGAUAUUGAUAUGGCUCGGGAUGAGGAAUCAAAAAACGUAGCUAUAGAAGCAAAAGCGAGUAAAUGUUGGAGGGCACUACGAAUCGCUAGUGCUAGCAAACUUGCUGCUUUUGACAAAAUCGAGAAAUCAGAUAGCAUCGAUGAAAUAUUCAAGGACGAUGUUAAACCGGAGGAUCUUAUUACCCCUGGCGAUGACGAUGCUCUGGAGAAUGGAGAUCCGAAAGUUGGCGAAGGGGACGAGGGUGCAAAAGUACUACCCCUAGGAAAUGAGGAUGUGGAUAUGGAAAAUGAGAAGAAAGAGGAGCAAUCGAAUAUUCGCGCAGUUCCCGUGACGGAAGUGGAAACAUGAUAUUUGUGGAAAGGAACGACAUGAAUACACCUCACAUCAGCAUGCGUGAUGAGAUGACAUUAGAUGGUCAUGCACCAUCUCUAGGAAAAGAUGUGGCGGAAUGAACUUCAUUGGAAACUGUACUUGUAUUUGUACUGUAUAAUACCCCUUUCAUAUCUCGCGAAGAUAUAUCAUAUACCACAACAGAGCAUGGUAAAGCAUCACUAUCGAGUACUAUCAAUCCAAACAGAGACGAGAUAGUCUAUAUUAUCAUACUGAAGCGAGAAUUAUGAGUGUGACACUUCAGAAUGAUACAUAAGAUGGGGAUCCAAGAGUGGAAUAUCGGAGAAAAAGUCUGCGGGAGAGUUUGAGUGGGGAGUUAAGCAGAUGAUAGGGGGUUUUUGCGUGUACCGUUACUUUGUGAUGAUAAGUAGGCACUAAAUGUUCAAGACUUUUCACCGCGAUUUUCAAAAUACUGCACAAGAUAUGCAACAGAAGUUCCGAAGGGAGGUAAACGGGCCGGAUGAGGAGGUGGUAAAUGGAGCAGGGUGUUUUUACUCUUGCCUGAUAUGGUACCGCAUCCCACUAUUGCA